AUGGAGGAAGAAGCUGGCCCACCCGCUCGCAGGCUUACCUAUGAACGCAUAGCACGCACUGAAUACCUUUGCAAGUGUUUUGACGCCAGACCGGCAAUCUCGUCCUCUACAUGCACGACACCACUCAACGCCAAGCCAACGCUCGCGGUCUCACCCGCUACGAGCAGUCCACUCAAGCGGAAACGCCCAAACUCGCUUGAGCAGUCCUACGAGAGCUGCGAGUCCGUCGAUCCCCAGGAGGUCAAAACUUUCGUCAACCGAAUCAUGAUGGAUGCAGCGCUAUCAUAUUCAGCACCCCAGAUCUGGCUUCCCUUUGCAACCCUCCAAAAAACACACUCGUUAACUCCCACGCAUGACACGACUCCAGUUAUGGCCCAGGACUCACCAUUCCUAAAGCUACCAGCCGGGAUCAGGAACGAAAUCUACCGCCACGUAUUGUGUCCGGAAUCGCCUGGUACGCCACUGAAGCUUCGUGAUGCCCACACCAGAUUCAAGCCCAAGCCCAAGCCCCAGCCCAAGGAGUUACCCCAGUUCUGGAAUCCUGCCAUGGGACUUCUGAGAGUGUGCAAGCAAUUGCACCAAGAAGCAGGCACUUUUCUGUAUUCCAACAACCAUUUCUGGGGCGACGACGGCGCGAUCCUGAAGAUUCUGUAUGCGCCGAACCCUAUGGUUCCGCGCAUCCGUCACUUAUCCAUGAGUAAUGCGGGGGACCUCGUGCUCCCGCACACGCCGAUAUAUUACCUUAUGAUGCCGGUACUCUCUGAACUCAGCAAGUUGCCUGAUCUUGAGAAGCUCGAGCUACACAUGGAUCGCACAGAUCGUUUAUUCCAAACCACGCCCAUGAAACCCCGUGAAUUUGCGAGAGCAGUUUACUGGGGUGCACUCUCGUGGGUCAAAGAGAAGAGAAGGGUCAACAGGGACCUGAGGAUCGCCGACUGCAUCCACAUCGUCUUUCCGCAUCCAUCUCCUCCGUUCGACCAGGAUAUGUUUCGCGAGGAGUUUUCUUACUUUGUCGAGAUUCACGCCCACAAGUUGCACUAUGGACUUGUCAUAGCAACACUCCCCUUCCUCCUCCACACUCUGCAACUCACGCCCACAGCCAGCGGCCAAAGGGCUUGCCAUCAACCAGUCACCAACAGUGUCUACUCACCCACCGUACAGCUUUCAAGAUGUGCGAUUGCAGCACACUCGCCACCAUGCCCGGCAACCACGCCUGUUGGAACGAGCAAUCCUCGUGUCCUGGUCAAGCCGAUCGGUGGUGGCGGCCUGGCACCAGACCUACUCGCCCUCACCUGGAACGCUGGUGUCAUCGCCGAGAGUGAGCAGUCGGAGGAGCUGAGAUCCUUUCUGGAGAAGGCCAUGGGUAUGAGGCGUUUGCUGCCGAAUGUGUAG
Molecule: messenger RNA, 1392 nt
Organism: Diplodia corticola
Lineage: Eukaryota; Fungi; Ascomycota; Dothideomycetes; Botryosphaeriales; Botryosphaeriaceae
Exons: 3
Coding region: 1-1392 (463 amino acids)
Source: RefSeq, a predicted model, not a curated record